Messenger RNA from Bufo gargarizans (Asiatic toad), 920 nucleotides. It is a transcript of the gene CREM, whose product is annotated as cAMP responsive element modulator. Gene Ontology annotation, cellular component: nucleus; ATF4-CREB1 transcription factor complex. Gene Ontology annotation, molecular function: RNA polymerase II cis-regulatory region sequence-specific DNA binding; DNA-binding transcription factor activity, RNA polymerase II-specific. The record is from RefSeq and is a predicted model, not a curated record. The coding region runs from base 193 to 501 and encodes 102 amino acids. The transcript is spliced from 3 exons. NCBI's taxonomy places the organism in Eukaryota, Metazoa, Chordata, Amphibia, Anura, Bufonidae. Gene Ontology annotation, biological process: regulation of transcription by RNA polymerase II.
AGAUUUCCUGGAAUCUGGUUACAGCCGGAGAAAUGGAAAUGUUACACUCUAAACAAGAUGUACAUUGACGUCAGCGCGGGCAGCUUCAUCAUCGCCGUCAUCAUCAUCGUCAUCAUCAUGCUGCUCCCCGCCAGGCACACCGAGCCUUCUCUCUACACCUAACCGCUGCCAGACCGCACAGCACCGGGCAACAUGUGGGCUGCCACAGGAGAGAUGCCCGCGCACCAGAUCCACACGCCGGGAUCACUAUUGUCUCAGGGAAUAGUCGUGGCAGCGUCGUCCACAAGCUUGCACGUCCCCCAGCAGAUUACAGAAGAAGUAACGCGGAAGCGGGAGCUGCGACUGAUGAAAAACAGGGAAGCGGCGCGGGAAUGUCGUAAAAAGAAGAAAGAAUAUGUGAAAUGUCUGGAAAAUCGCGUGGCGGUACUUGAGAACCAGAACAAGACUCUGAUUGAGGAACUGAAGGCCCUCAAAGAUCUAUAUUGUCAUAAAGCGGAGUAACUUUUUUGGGACUUUGGACUUGGUUAGAGUCGUUGGCCUUAACGGUUGCAUUUCAGACUCCAAGGUGGACUGCGAUGAGUCUGGGAGGAAGUCCCGUUCAUUUAGGUUUCCGACGAAUCAGGAGUGUAAAUCACAAUAUGAAUUAUUUUAAUUCUUUGUAAGAUAGUGUAUUUUAUAUAAUUAAUUGCAUGCAUCAUUUUAUUUUUUGAUAUUUUUGCCUUUCACCGCUUGCAGGGAAGCAGCGAAGGCAUGUCGACUCAGGAGGAAAGAGUACAUUAGAUGCCUGGAGAGCCACAAUGCCUUCCUGGAGAUGCAUAACCAGCAGCUGCUGAAGGAGCUGGAAGCUUAUAGAAAUCUGUAUAGGAAUAGUUCCUGCAGAAACUCCAACAUUCCUUAAAUAUAGCUCUAGUUUGUCACAA